GUUCACUGAAGUCACAACAUGAAGAUGGACUGAUAGGUUAUCAUGUACAAACUAGAUGAAGGAAUUUGCUCUGCUGCUAUAUGCCACCUGCAGUAUAAUGCUCUCCAAAGAGGAGAAACAAAUAUUUGCCUGGGACUGGAACUCGUUAACUGUUGCUGAGCCGUUAACUUCAACUGAAUUUUAUGGACACUACUCGAACAAAAUAGGUCAGCUGCACUGAGAAUACAGAAGCCUCUGUGAUAGAAUAAAAGGAAGCCUGCGACCUUAUAAAUCAUCAUGAAAGAGUCUCCUUUUUAGAAAAAGGAUUAGAACAGCCAUAUGAAAGACCAUACUCUGCAAAUGAUUCCACAUCCAAGUGCUUCAAAACAUAUCCUGAGAGAUCUAAGAUAUCAGUCCAAUCACCGCCGCAAUGUAUCAUGAAAGAAAAAGGAGAUCCGAGGGUAUUGUCCCACUCUACUUGACACUGCUGAGGUCUCCGUUGGAAUGCUGUGUCCCAUUCUGGGCAUCACACAUAAGAAAGAUCUGGACUCUCUCCAGUUUGUCUACAGCAAUGGAAGUGAUGAAAGGUUUAGAAAGCCUGACCUGUUGGGAAAGACUGGCAAAAUUGGGCACGUUUAGACCUGAGAAAAGAAAACCGAGGGAGAACCUGAUAAUCUUCAAAAGUGUUAAGCUGUUAUAAAGAGAGCUAUUCAAUGUCUACUGAAGAGACAAUUAGCCUACGUGAACUAUUGACCGGGAUCGAAUCAAUGAGUAGAGCUUUGAAGCAUAAGACAAGUGAAAACUAUGCAUCUGCCAGUUGGGCCUUCAAUUUACCCAGUGUUUCCACAUGUGUACAUGAUGACAUUCCUAGUCUUCAGAUGCAAUACAAAGGCAAAGAAUACCAGGACUGGAGAGGGGUGGUAACAAAGAAACCUUCAAAAGUGCAAAAACAAGUGGAGCAAAAGAGUCCAAUAAUAAAAGUAUCAGAGAAAAAGAAGAGAACAAAUUCACAAGAUGAAAAAUUAAAGGAAGCUGUAACAACUACUACUAUUAAGCCAGAAAGGAAGAUUAGCAGUGGAAAACAUGUUGUCUUUAGAACUCAAGAAAAGGUCAAAAGAAUUGGACCACACGUAGAAAUCUUUGAGGCUUUUCAUACCAAAAAGGAUCCUAGCUGCAAAAAAGUAAUUAAAGCAGCCAUUUAUAUUCAGAAAUAUGCCAGAGGAUGGCUUGAACGUGCCAGAUUCAAAAGAAUAAAGACCAAGGCGGCACGUCAUGGACCAUCCCUUUUAGCGGUUGUAAAGGAAUACCGUAAAAUGAUGAAUCGCAUUCAGCGUCGAGCUGGUGUUUUGAAUCCAUCCACACCACUGAAGUAUUCAGAACUAGAGGAAUGGAUGGACAAGAAAAAAUUUUAUGAAACAAUGUUUGCCAAGAGGGAGUUUGGGAAAGAUAUGGAUAAAAAUGAUCUUCAGGCAUUUUUCAAAGACUGUGGAAAAGUGCUAUCCAGGAAGGAAAUAGAUAGGAUGCUGCAUGUGGUCUAUCCAGGUUUCGCUUCUGAAGUCAAAACCAUCAAGAAGUAUCACGCGCUCGAAUUGGCUUUCACAAUAUUUCCUCCUGCUGGUUCAAAGCAGAACACUGUAGCUGUUUCAAAGUCAACCUGGGUGCAGCCCAUAGUAGAUGGAAUUGAUGGAUAUGGAUAUCUAGUGAGUGGACAUCCAGCAUUAAAGGCAGCUGACAUUCGAGUGGUAGGAGAGUUAGUAGCCUCAUCAAUGAAAGCAUGGAAAAUGAAGAACCUUUCUGCUCGGGAUUCCUUGCAAUGAUGGCUGGAAAGUAGACAACAGUCUUUCAACAUCAAAUACUUCUGCAAGUGUCCACAAGCAAGGAGUUUGAUUGUAACAUAAUGCACUACAUCUGUGUAUACACAACUCAUAGAUGUCCUACAACUUGAGAACCAUAGCCAGAGAGGCUGUUACAGCUAUUUAUUGAAAAUCUGCUCGGCUUUGUUACUCAGGCUGAAGCAUGCAUGUUGAUGUGCAUGGUAUAGGAUAAAUGGUAGAAGUACAAGAAGCAUGUACAAAUGUUUCAGAGGAAAGGACCAGCACA
Molecule: messenger RNA, 2079 nt
Organism: Pelodiscus sinensis (Chinese soft-shelled turtle)
Lineage: Eukaryota; Metazoa; Chordata; Testudines; Trionychidae
Gene: IQCM
Product: IQ motif containing M
Molecular function (GO): protein binding
Source: RefSeq, a predicted model, not a curated record